Molecule: messenger RNA, 165 nt
Organism: Racocetra persica
Lineage: Eukaryota; Fungi; Glomeromycota; Glomeromycetes; Diversisporales; Gigasporaceae
Source: the annotation of a GenBank genome assembly
AAAAUGAAUGAUGGUGAAAUCAGAAAUAUAGAUGGAGUUAGUAUAAGAAACCAGCAGACAAUCGAUUUAGAAGUUGGGGAGGAAAGCUCUCAGACUCAAAUUUUGAGAAAACGAGCCUUAAAAACUAGGCACAACCAUUCAUUAGAACUAUCAGAGAGUUACUAG